This is a messenger RNA of Oppia nitens, 996 nucleotides long. RefSeq lists its product as uncharacterized. The record is from RefSeq and is a predicted model, not a curated record. The transcript has 3 exons. Bases 1 to 996 code for a protein of 331 amino acids. Lineage: Eukaryota; Metazoa; Arthropoda; Arachnida; Sarcoptiformes; Oppiidae.
AUGUCUGUCCUAUACGCGUGCACACCAUUACUGACCAGUUUAUGGCAACUAUACCUAAUUGCCUUCCUGUUCGGUGUCGGCUCCAGUAUUACUGUCAGCGGUUUUAUUGUCUGGACUAUUGAACUCUGGAAACACCGGAGCGCACCCGUACUACUAUUGAACUCAAUGGGUUUUGGCCUGGGAGCCAUCAUUAGUACAGCAAUUAUGUCAAUGUAUACAACUGGUAACAUUGAACCGGGCAAACCAUUAGUGCCGGUCGAUGUUAGACGAGAUAAACUAAUGGUGCCGUCAAUUGUGUUGUGCUCUACACUAGCAAUAGUUCCCAUCCUAUCAAUGAUUGGUUAUAUUUUUAAACCAUAUAAAAUAUCGGACACCAUUAGUAGUGUCGCAGACAACAGCAACACUGAUGUCGAUAGUGAUGCUGGUAUGGAAAUGCUAGAUAGCCAUAGACAACAACAACAUAAGCAACAAACAUCUGAUUUGAAAUUUUUUGACGACCCGCGCAGUCCGCGUAUAUUAAUGCGCGUAUUAUUUGCCCUAUGGUUUGGCGCUUAUACACUAAUGGAAGCAAUGUUUCGCAAGUAUGCCAUAACAUACUAUCAGUAUUCACCGCACAGACUAACGGCACCCAAAGCCGGACAAAUGUAUACGACUGCAACAGUGGUCUAUUCAGUGGCCCGUUUGGUCAACAUUGUGUUGGCCAUAUAUUUGUCCAUCAAUACCGUUGUCUGUAUACACUAUACAAUAUUGGUUGCCGGCAUAGUAUUGUUAAUUGUCGGUUACUGGCACCUAACGGUUCUCUGGAUAGCCAGUUGUGUACUGAUGGCCGGUUUUUCGCCACUGUUUGCCGGAUCGUUUGCAUUUACGGCCCAAUAUUUUACAGUAACCAACAAAAUGGGCAAUGCUUUCCUAUUUUCUAGGGCUUUACUAACCUUGAUCUCACCCUAUAUUAUCGGCCAGUUUAUCGAUGGCUAUCCGUUUAUAUUUUUUAGUUAA